UUUCUUAGAGGAUAUUUUGGACAGGGAAUGAAUUGCCCUGACACGUACUUACUACAUUCUAUAUAUUAUAUUCUCAGUCUUCUUUCAAAAUUCUCGAUGCUUCACCACAAAAUGGCAGAUAUAUGCCGGUCAUUCUCUUCACAGCGGUCAUCUUUCUGCCGCUCUUUUUUGUCCAUUCUUUGCUUUGGGUUAUUUGCACAGCAGCCAAACACAAUCCUUUCUCACUCAUAAAUGUCCCCCAAAUGCACACUCAAUCAUUAUAACGGCCAUCGAUCUCAUAUUUAUUUUCCACCGAAUAUACUAUUCUUUUAUCCAACCAUACGAUGCCAUAGGUUGUGUGGAUUUUACUAUU
Meloidogyne enterolobii is the source of this 352-nucleotide messenger RNA. NCBI's taxonomy places the organism in Eukaryota, Metazoa, Nematoda, Chromadorea, Rhabditida, Meloidogynidae. The record is from the annotation of a GenBank genome assembly.